Vanderwaltozyma polyspora DSM 70294 is the source of this 960-nucleotide messenger RNA. RefSeq names its product thioredoxin-disulfide reductase. The transcript has a single exon. Bases 1 to 960 code for a protein of 319 amino acids. Gene Ontology annotation, biological process: removal of superoxide radicals. NCBI's taxonomy places the organism in Eukaryota, Fungi, Ascomycota, Saccharomycetes, Saccharomycetales, Saccharomycetaceae. Gene Ontology annotation, molecular function: thioredoxin-disulfide reductase (NADPH) activity. Gene Ontology annotation, cellular component: cytoplasm. The record is from RefSeq and is a predicted model, not a curated record.
AUGGUUCACAACAAGGUUACUAUCAUUGGUUCUGGUCCAGCUGCUCAUACUGCUGCCAUUUACUUGGCUAGAGCUGAACUUCCACCAACUUUAUAUGAAGGUAUGUUUGCCAACGGUAUUGCAGCUGGUGGCCAAUUGACUACCACUACUGAAAUCGAAAACUUCCCAGGUUUCCCAGAUGCUUUGACCGGUAGUGAAUUGGUUGAAAGAAUGAAGGAACAAUCCGUUAAGUUCGGUACUAAAGUUAUUACCGAAACCAUCUCUAAAGUUGAUUUAUCUUCAAGACCAUUCAAGCUAUGGACUGAAUUCAACGAAGACGCUGAACCAGUUACUACUGAUGCUUUAAUUAUUGCCACUGGUGCUUCUGCUAAGAGAAUGCAUAUCCCAGGUGAAGACAGUUACUGGCAAAAGGGUAUCUCAGCUUGUGCUGUUUGUGAUGGUGCCGUCCCAAUCUUUAGAGAAAAACCAUUAGCUGUUAUUGGUGGUGGUGACUCCGCUUGUGAAGAAGCUGAGUUCUUAACUAAAUACGGUUCUAAAGUCUUUAUGUUGGUUAGAAAGGAUCAUUUGAGAGCUUCUACCAUCAUGCAAAGACGUGUUGAAAGAAACGAAAAAAUUGAAAUUUUAUACAAUACCGUUGCUUUAGAAGCUCAAGGUGAUGGUAAAUUACUACAAUCCUUAAAGAUUAAAAAUGUCAAUACCAAUGAAGAAUCAGAAUUGCCAGUCAACGGUUUGUUCUACGCUAUUGGUCACACUCCAGCUACUUCAAUUGUUAAAGGUCAAGUUGAUCAAGAUGACGUUGGUUACAUUAAGACUGUCCCAGGUACUUCAUUGACUUCAGUUCCAGGCUUUUUUGCUGCCGGUGAUGUUCAAGAUUCCAGAUACAGACAAGCUAUUACUUCAGCCGGUUCUGGUUGUAUGGCUGCUUUGGAUGCUGAAAAAUAUUUGGCUGAAUUGGAAUAA